GGGCCCGGACACGUCUGCGGCACGCGGAGCGGCCCCGGGCGGAGGCGCCAGGUUGGGGGCAUCGGCCGCACUUCAGGCCCCGACCUGUGGGCUGGGAGGAGCUGAGGUCCACUCGCCGGGCUCUGACCGUCUUCCUGGGCUCCAGUGGCCGCCAGGACUCUCCCUUUGCAGACCCUCACCCUAAAAGCAGCCCCACUUGGAGCCUGCCACUGCCUUCGCCGGGCCUGCUGUACCGUGAAGUCAGAGGCCUGAACGCCUCUGAACGCCUCGGUCGCCCCGCCCCGCCGCCGCCCCCAGCAUGCAGCCGCAGGACAGCAGCGUCCAGUACAGCAGGUGGGACAACAGCCGAGAUGAAGUCAGCGUGGCCGCCGUGUCCAGCACAAAGGAGGCCUCGGGUUGUGAGAGGAUCUCCCGGAAGCUGUGCUCUGGCAAGCUGGGCAUCUCCAUGAAGGUGCUGGGCGGAGUGACCCUCUUCUGGGCCGUCUUCAUCCUGGGCUACCUCACUGGCUACUACGUGCACAAGUGCAAAUAGUGGUGCCCAGCGUGCACGCUUGGAGUGGCUGCAGACUCGGCACAGGAGGGACACCGCUGUGUGCAAGAAACCCCUCUGUAUACAUGGACCCCCAUAUAUACAAACUUUCCUAUACAUGGCCUCCCUUGUGUACACAGACCCCGCUCCAUGUACAUGGACCACUCGUAUACACGGAUCCCCAUAUACACAGACCUCCCUAAACACAGCCCCCCUGUAGACACAGCCCCCCCUGUAUACACGGACCCCCUAUAUACACAGAUCCCCCUCCAUGUACACAGACCCACUAGUAUACACGGAUCCCCAUAUACAAAGACCCUCCUAAACAAAGCCCCUCGUGUAUACACAGCCUCCCCUCUAUACAUGGACCUCCUUAAACACAGCCUCCCCUGUGUACACAGACCCCCCCCAUACACAGACCCACUUGUACACACGAUUCCCAUAUACA
Molecule: messenger RNA, 977 nt
Organism: Diceros bicornis minor
Lineage: Eukaryota; Metazoa; Chordata; Mammalia; Perissodactyla; Rhinocerotidae
Gene: SMIM1
Product: small integral membrane protein 1 (Vel blood group)
Exons: 4
Coding region: 299-532 (77 amino acids)
Source: RefSeq, a predicted model, not a curated record